AUUCCAAGAUAAAAUGGAAAAUUAUAAAUUGUCUUUUUAUUUUAAUUUUUUUUUGAAUAAUCAAAUAAAAGCUUUAAAUUAGUAAGAAUUCUAAUUAAAUUAAAUAUCCUUGGAAGAAAAAUCAAAAAUUAAUAAAGGAAAUUAAAUAAAUAAAUAAUGGAAUAGGAAUAAAAUCAAAAUAGCUAGAGAAUGCAAGAAGAAGUUCCAAUGAGAUUAUUAAAGAUUAAAACUCUCUCUGAAACAGUUUAUGAGUUAAGGGUUCCAGCUAAUAUGCUUAUCAAAGAUUUAAGAAUUAAAGUGUAAGAAGUUAGCGGCGUUCCAGCAGAUAGAUAAAGAAUGAUAUGCAUGGGAUAAUAACUUAUCGACACUAAAACUGUUGGUGAUUAUGCUAAGGACCCAGAACAACCAAAUUGGAUUCACUUGGUAGCAAAAGUCUAACAAUAAAAUGCAAAUCAACAGCCUUAGUAAUAGUAGGCUUAAUAAUAAUAAUAAUAACAGCCACAGUAGUAAAACAAUAGAAGACCAUUAGAUAUGUUUGGGGGAAACGUUUAAAUAUAAUAGGGCAAUUUAGGUGAUUUGUCAUAAAUAUUAGGGAACUUAACCAAUUUAUUUAAUAUAUAACCUGGAGCUAGAUAGUAAUAGUAACAAUAGCCUAAUUAAUAAUCUUAGUAGCCAUAACAAAAUCCUCUUAUUCAGUCUGCUUCAUUCACUUUAGCUUAACCUUUAUUUUAACCUUAACCAUAGCACUCUUAAGCUCAAAGCUAAACUUAACCAUAAACUCAAUAGAAUCCUCAAACAUAAUCUACUGCAAGAUCUAAUUUAGUUAGUAAUUAGUAGCCUAUCACUAUUUAAAGAUAAAUUUAACUACCUCAUUAAGAAUUGCUCAAUUUAGGAUUAAUAUGCAACAAUCUUAUGGGAGCUUAAAGUACUUUUCCUGGACCUCCUCUUCCUAUGCUACCAAAUAGAUCUCCAGCUGCAAUGAUUGGUUCCUAUCUAAGUAAUUGGUAGUUUUAAGUAUAGCGCACUCUACCAUUUGUCCAUCGCUUAGCAGAAUUACUUUAAAGAGAGUAGUAUAUGAAUUUGUAAGUAGAUAGAAGUUCCACUCAAGCUCUUUCUCUGGAAGUUGGACGUGCUUUAAAUGAGCUUGUAGCUUGCACUUAGCCACUUGUAGGAAUUUUACGUGAUAUCUAGUUAGAUUAAGGUCCAGGAUAAGCUAGAUUUGAAUAAAAUCCAAAUGCUCCUGCCCCUGUCUUAACAAGACCUCCUGUAUAACAUCCUAUGCAGUCAUCAAACAGUUAAAAUUAGAGUGGAAGCACUUCAACUAAUACUUAAAAUAGCUAAAACCAAGCAAGCAACUCUAAUACCAAUAACACUAAUAUGAAUAAUAAUAGCAAUAGAAACUAAUAAUAGAAUGUAUCUCAACCUAAUGUAUAAGCUACUAUUUAAGUUGGCUAAGUUCCAAUAACUUCCUUUUUUUCAAAUUAGCAAUAAAGAAAUUAGGUCAAUAAUUAGCCUGCUUAAAAUAAUAAUACUAAUAGCACUUAAGCUUAAUAACCUGGUUAAACCACAAUAAAUAUUACUUAAAACCCUAAUAAUGGUGCUAAUGAUUCUUUAAAUCAAUUAAUAUCUUAAAUUAGUGGAGGACAAAAUGGAGAAGUAAGAAUUGGAGUUAUGAACACAAUGAAUAAUGAUUAAGAAAUUUAGAUUGUAGGCAUAGGAUCAACUCAUGUUGUGGAUACAGACUCAAACAUCAAUUUAUAGUAAGUUUUAGGAAAUAUUUUAGGUAAUUAGAAUAUUAACGUGAAUGCAUCGAGUGUAAAUACUGGCAACAGAAACAAUAAUUAAUCUAGAAAUAAUAAUUAAAACUUAAAUGAAUCAGAAUGGGAGGAUGAAGAAGAUGAAAAUACUAUUGGAAUAGAAAUGAGCAGUACCAUUAAUUUGAAUGGAGAUGAAAAUCUACUCUAAAAUCUUUUGUAAGGUUUAGGUUUACCUAAUAAUGGAAAUUCUAAUAUUACCAUUAAUGCUAGUGGUCCAUAGGUUUAAACUACAACAAUAAGUGGUGCAUAAGCUGCAAAUUUAUUAUCUUAACUUAAUAGAUAGACAUAAUAAUAAAACCAACAGCAAUAGCAACAAAAUUAGAUGCCAUCUUCAUAAAAUACAAACUAAUCUUCUAAUUCUUCUUAAUAGUAACCUUAAAACUAAAAUUCUAGUUCACAGAACAACACUUAAAGCUAGUCCCAAUAAAACAGUUAAUAAUAAUAGCAAGCAGUUUAGCAAUAAUAGCCUUAAAUGGGAUUCCCUUUUAUGAUGGGAGGAUAAAGUGGUGGAUUUAACCCAUUAAGCAUGCUCAUGGGAGAUGGAAUUGGAGGCAUGAUGAAUAUGACCGUUGAUGAAUUAAUCAGAGAAAAUAUGACAGAAUAAGAUUAAGAGCAAAGUGAAUCUGAUGAAUUAAUAUAAGCAAUUGUUGGCCAAUUAAGAAUUUCAGAUUUAGUUUAGAGCUUUAUGAGUGGUCAAUUCACUUUCUUAAACAGCAUCCAAUAAAAGAUAAGAGAUCAAAUUAGCUAACGCAACUUAGGAAGAUAAGAGUUUUCCGAAAAGCUAGCUUAAUCUUUGAGCUCAUACUUAGUAGUUCCAUAAUAACAUAGCUAAUUAGUUUAUGAAGGUUUAGAACCUGAAGGCAUAGCUUUAGAUAUUUUAGAAACAAGACUUCCUACUGUUUAUGAUAUAAUUAUGAGAGAUUUUCCUCAAGAUGGGACAGAGACAUUUAGUGGAGAGUUUGUUUAUGAAGUUAAAAAAAUAAUUGGAGAGUUAUUCACUGAAUUUUCUGAAUGUUUACAUGGAGGAUUAAAUGAUUUAUAAGUUAUAUUUAGAGCUUGGGUAAACGAACCUAUAACAAGAAUUAUGGGAGAAGGUAGCAUGGCUUUAGUUGAUUCUUUGAUCACUACUAUGUUGUGGGAAAAAGUCAAGGCUUUGAUUUUAUAAUAUUAACAUGAAAAUAAUAAUAAUUAGAGAUCUGCAGAAGAACAAAAGCAAAACCAGGAAGGAGGUUCAAAUGGUUAAAUGGAAAUUGAAAAUCCCACAUAAAAUCGUGCUGAAUAAGAAAUUGAUCUUUUAGAAGAUAUCGAAAAUGAGCUUGAAAAAGACGAAACUAGAUUUGAAAGAUACAACAUAUAGCUUUCUGAAGAAUAUAAAAAAGGUGAUUUGAUGAAAAAGAAAGAUUGA
Molecule: messenger RNA, 3222 nt
Organism: Tetrahymena thermophila SB210
Lineage: Eukaryota; Ciliophora; Oligohymenophorea; Hymenostomatida; Tetrahymenidae
Product: ubiquitin family protein
Exons: 7
Cellular component (GO): BAT3 complex
Molecular function (GO): polyubiquitin modification-dependent protein binding; misfolded protein binding
Source: RefSeq, a predicted model, not a curated record